Molecule: messenger RNA, 398 nt
Organism: Pezoporus occidentalis (night parrot)
Lineage: Eukaryota; Metazoa; Chordata; Aves; Psittaciformes; Psittacidae
Gene: ATP5MK
Product: ATP synthase membrane subunit k
Exons: 4
Coding region: 139-318 (59 amino acids)
Source: RefSeq, a predicted model, not a curated record
UGGAGAGAGGGCAGCCAAUCAGCGCGGCUUGCGGUGGCUGCGCGCGGCGCUCUGCGGCCGCCAUUUUGUGGGAGGGCACUGAGGAAGGGCAGAGUGAGGCGGCGGCGGGACAGCGGUAGCGGCUGAGGACAAGCAGCCAUGGCUGGCCAUGACUCGGGAUCUCAACACCAGUUCACUGGAUUUGCGAAGUACUUCAAUUCCUACACCAUCACAGGCAGGAGGAAUUAUGUAAUAGCAACGUACACGGGCAUUGCACUGAUCGUCUUGUAUUUCAAGCUUAGACCCAAAAACAAAACUCCUGCUGUGGCAGAUAAGUAAAUGGUUGCUGGCAUGUCUGAACCUCCAAUCUGUAUCAGUGUAAUGCAAGCUGUUGUGGCUAAUAAAAUUGAAAUGAUUAC